Fopius arisanus is the source of this 3308-nucleotide messenger RNA. It is a transcript of the gene Rpn2, whose product is annotated as Regulatory particle non-ATPase 2. The record is from RefSeq and is a predicted model, not a curated record. Gene Ontology annotation, molecular function: enzyme regulator activity. Gene Ontology annotation, biological process: regulation of protein catabolic process; proteasome-mediated ubiquitin-dependent protein catabolic process. Gene Ontology annotation, cellular component: proteasome complex; nucleus; proteasome regulatory particle, base subcomplex. Bases 132 to 3179 code for a protein of 1015 amino acids. Lineage: Eukaryota; Metazoa; Arthropoda; Insecta; Hymenoptera; Braconidae. The transcript has 12 exons.
UCGUCCAUCCCUAACCUGUGUCAAAUCUUGGCAACUGACAACCUAGAAUUCCCGUUGUUCACAAGUGCUUCAUCAAUUGCAUUAUCUGUGAGACCCCAGAAUUCUGUGUCUUUAACGCGAAUCCCAGGCCAAUGAAGAUGAAUAUUACUUCAGCAGCCGGCAUAAUUUCCCUCCUGGAGGAGCCUAUGCCGGACCUCAAGGUUUUUGCAUUGAAAAAAUUGGAUCUCAUUGUGGAUGAAUUCUGGCCAGAAAUUUCCGAAGCUAUCGAGAAAAUUGAAAUUCUCCACGAGGACAAGAGUUUCAACCAGCACGAGCUGGCAGCCCUCGUCGCGAGUAAAGUUUAUUACCACCUGGGAAGCUUCGAGGACUCCCUGACGUACGCCCUGGGAGCUGGUGAAUUAUUCGACGUGAACGCGAGGAACGAAUACGUGGACACGACGAUAGCAAAAUGCAUCGACUAUUAUACCCAACAACGAGUGAUGGAGGCAGAGGGGAAUACUGCAACAGGUUACAAAGGUAUUGACCCUAGACUGGAGGGAAUCGUAAAUCGAAUGUUCCAGAGAUGCUUGGAUGACAACCAAUAUCGUCAAGCUCUGGGGCUUGCCCUGGAGACGAGACGCAUGGACAUCUUCGAGGCUUCAAUAAUGCAAUCCGAGGACAUCGCUGGAAUGCUCUCCUACGCAUUCCAGGUUGCCAUGAGUCUGAUCCAGAAUCGAGGCUUCAGGAAUACCGUCUUGAGAUGCCUUGUGAAUCUCUACAGAAAUCUAGGAACCCCGGAUUACGUUAACAUGUGUCAGUGCUUGAUUUUUUUGGAUGAUCCACUGGCUGUGGCUGAACUUCUGGAUCGACUCAGCAAGGGAUCACAGGAUUGCGUCCUAAUGGCUUAUCAGAUUGCCUUCGAUCUUUAUGAAUCAGCUACUCAGCAAUUUCUGGGACGAGUUCUCCAGGCAUUGAGAGCCACUGCGCCCAUUCCCAGUGCUCUCAUGGUCAAACCCAUUGUUAAACCAACUGUUAAAGCCACUGAAGCCACUGCUGAAUCCCCUGUGGUCACCGAAAACUCAAGUCCUGUCGAGGAAAAGGUCGAACGCAGUGUUGAGAGUUUGACAACUGAAGAACGUGAACAACAGGAGCGUGUGGACGCCUUAUCCAGUAUUCUAGGUGGUGAAGUGUCAAUCGAUCUUCACUUGCAAUUCCUCAUCAGGAGCAAUCACACUGACAUGCUCAUACUGAAGAACACGAAGGAUGCUAUCAGGGUUUCAAUAUGUCACACUGCCACUGUCAUCGCCAAUGCAUUCAUGCACUCAGGGACCACCAGCGAUCAAUUCCUGAGAGAUAAUCUGGAAUGGCUGGCCCGAGCAACGAACUGGGCCAAAUUGACAGCGACUGCAUCCCUCGGGGUGAUUCAUAGGGGCCAUGAGCAGGAAGCACUCGCACUCAUGCAAUCGUAUCUACCUCGUGAUACUGGAGCUGGUGCUGGAUACUCAGAGGGCGGUGGAUUGUAUGCUCUUGGUUUAAUUCACGCCAAUCAUGGGGCUACUAUCACGGAUUAUCUCCUUGGACAGCUGAAGGAUGCUCAGAAUGAGAUGGUUCGUCAUGGUGGAUGUUUGGGUUUGGGUCUGGCGGCGAUGGGGUCCCAUCGUCAGGACGUUUACGAGCAGCUGAAAUUCAAUCUGUACCAGGACGAUGCGGUGACAGGAGAGGCUGCUGGAAUAGCCAUGGGAAUGGUGAUGCUUGGAUCGAAGUCAACUCAGGCAAUUGAGGACAUGGUUGCUUACGCCCAGGAGACUCAGCACGAGAAAAUUCUACGUGGCCUAGCUGUGGGCAUUGCCUUCACGAUGUAUGGACGCCUUGAGGAAGCUGAUCCCCUCGUAACGUCUCUGUGUGCUGACAAGGAUCCAAUCCUGAGGAGAAGUGGAAUGUACACUCUGGCGAUGGCAUAUUGUGGCACUGGAAAUAAUCAGGCGAUUCGAAAACUCCUUCAUGUUGCUGUUUCUGACGUUAACGACGAUGUGCGUCGUGCUGCAGUGACAGGUCUCGGGUUCCUACUAUUCAGAACACCGGAGCAGUGUCCAAGUGUUGUGUCUCUGUUAGCUGAGAGUUACAAUCCACAUGUGAGAUAUGGGGCUGCAAUGGCACUCGGUAUAGCUUGUGCGGGAACGGGUUUGAAGGAAGCUAUUGCACUGCUGGACCCGAUGGCCAAUGAUCCAGUGAAUUUUGUACGCCAGGGUGCACUCAUUGCCUCAGCGAUGAUUUUAAUACAGCAGACCGAGGCCACUUGUCCCAGAAUCAAGGAGUUCAGGGCACUCUAUGCUAAAGUGGUGGUUGAUAAACAUGAGGACGUCAUGGCCAAGUUUGGCGCUAUUCUCGCUCAGGGUAUCAUCGAUGCUGGUGGACGUAACGUGACAGUCUCCCUACAGUCUCGAACUGGCCACACUAAUAUGUUGGCUGUUGUUGGAGCCCUUGUAUUUACCCAGUAUUGGUACUGGUUUCCACUAGCUCACUGUCUUGCUCUAGCAUUUACCCCAACAUGUUUGAUAGGGCUGAAUGCCCAACUGAAAAUGCCAAAACUCGAGAUUCGCUCUAAUGCACGUCCAAGCGUUUAUGCAUAUCCAGCACCUCUCGAGGAGAAGAAACGAGAGGAGCGUGAAAAAGUUACAACAGCUGUAUUGAGUAUCGCUGCUAAAGCAAGAAGACGUGAAUCGGAGAGACGUGCACGUCACUCACAUGAAUUAAUGGAAGUGGAUCUACCCACUGUUGAAACGAAGGAAAGUAGUGAAAUUAAAGAGCCAGUAACUUCAUCCUCUGUCAAGGAGAAAGAUGAUAGGAAAAAGGAGAGGGACGACAAGGAGAAGAAGGAGGAUAAGGAGAACAAAGAGAUUAAAGACAAGGAGAAAAAGAGUAAGGAUGAUGACAAGGAGAAGAGAGAGCCGGAGCCGAGUUUUGAAAUUCUUCAAAAUCCAGCGAGAAUUCUUCGCCAGCAGCUCAAAGUUAUUCAGCUUGUUGAAGGUAGUCAGUACGCGCCAGUCAAGGAUAUUCAGAUUGGGGGAAUUGUCAUGUUGAAGCAUAUCAAGCCAGACUCUGAGGAGGAACUUGUCGAACCAGUUGCUGCCUUUGGACCCAAGCCAGAUGAGGAGAAGGAAGCUGAACCACCAGAACCGUUUGAAUACACUGAGGAGUGAAUAUCACCAUUCGUUCUACGCAUAUUUCCAGCUUUUUGGCAUUUUAUUAUCAACUUGUCACCAGAAUCUAGGGUUUCAAUUACUUCCGUUUUCUAUGUACGAGGUUAAUAAACAGUACAACUCAGAAAA